UGUCCAAAACGAAUCGAAUAUUCGAAAAUAUUCGAAUAUCAAGGUAUUCGAAUAUCUUUUCAGUCCAUUUUCGAAUAAUUUCGAAUAAUGCCCAUUUUCGGCCAUGACAGGACUUUCCGCAGGAAACAAACGAUUUGCUUAGUUAGAUCACGCUUUGUUAGAUCACGUGUUGUUUUGACGGUGAAACGAACCAGCGGCUUGAUUGGUUUGUCGUUGCAGCACUCUCUGGCACGCUUGCUAUCUCGUUACUCUGAUUGGUUGGUUAAAGUCGUGUGCGCAUCUUCUUUUUUCGCAAUGCUCUCGCUUGUUUCUCGCGCUUUCUAUCUCGUUUCUCUGAUUGGCUGGUUAAAGCGGCGCGCGCAUCUCUUUUUUCUUGCAACACUCUCGCUUAUUUCUCGCGCUUGCUAUCUCGUUUCUCUGAUAGGUUGAUUAAAAUUGCGCGGGCAUCAAUCUUUUUUUAUUUGUAACUCUCGCUCAAAAGCGGUUUUGCACGCGAGCGCAUUGGCAUACUUUAGAUUCAAUAAAUCUGUCAUAGCCAGCACAGGACAGGAGAAUCCGAGAAUAAAAGUAUGCCUGCUGCCCUGCUUCCAAGUUUUUCCGAGCUUAGCGCAGGUCCAAUCAUGUCAUAUCAAGCUAAAUAAAACUCCUUAGGUACAAGUUUACAAUUAACGCAUAUAUAUACUUUUCAUUAUAGCUUAUUGCAUAAACUAUACAGAUAAAUCGAAUUCUUAAAAAACAUGCGUAGAGGUCGUAGAAAAUCGUCGGAAGUGUGGUCAUUUUUCACAUCACCAUCUGCUCCAGAUCAUGAAAAUAAAAAGACAGUGAUUUGCUGCUUAUGUAAAGAAAAACUCAGCUUUCAUGGAACAACCACCAAUCUGUCAGCCCACCUAAAGGCGAAACAUCCUUCUCAUUUGACAAGCUCAGGAUAUGCGCAAGCAACCUCCAGCACUGUUGGUCCAUCUGCUCAGUCCGCUGCAAAAACUAAAACGACACAGAGGAUGAUUUCGGACUACAGCAGGCCGCUGAUGAAUCAGCACAGGGCUGCAAAAAUCACCAGUCUAAUAACGAAUGUAAUAACUGGCGACAUGCGACCAAUAAAUCUCGUACAAGGACGAAAUUUUGUAAAAUUAAUCAACUUCUUGGAACCUGGUUACACUGUUCCUAGCCGUCAGUCUUUUACCAGGAAUAUUGAGGACAAUUACUGCAUCCUAAAAGUGAAAGUGAAGAAUGAAUUGGCAGCAGCAGACAAUAUUUCAUUGACUGCAGAUUUAUGGUCGAGCUGCAGAAUGGACUGCUAUUUCGGAGUGACAGCCCACUUUUUGGUAAAUGAUACCAUACAAAGCAGAGUUGUUGCAACUAAGCAAGUCACUGAAUCGCAUACUGCAGAAAAUAUCGCCCUGUGGGUUGACUUGCUGCUUGCAGAUUACGAAAUACCUCCGGAGCGAAUUGUUUCAGUUGUCACGGACAAUGGUGCAAAUAUAGUUGCUGCAAUGCGCUUAUGUUCUGCAUCCUACAACUGGCAACACAUUCGCUGUGUUGCACACACUUUGCAGCUAUGCGUGCAUGACUGCCUAAAAAAUGAUCCAAUAAAACGUGCGAUAGGUGCAGCACGAAGGCUUGUUCAACACGUGAAACAGUCCACCAAGGCAAUGUCUGAAAUAAGGCAAUUGCAUCAAAGCACAAGGACUGAAAAUGAACCACAAAAUUUUGACCUCAUCAUCGACUGCCAAACUAGAUGGGACUCCACCCAUGACAUGUUGGAAAGACUAUGUUCUCACCAGUGGAAAAUACGGCAGUAUCUCAGCAGCCUGCCAAGAACGAGAGCAGCAAUACUAGAGUUGCGGGAUGGACAUUGGAUCGUUAUACAAAAACUCAUUGGCCUCCUUGAGCCAUUGAAGACAUCAACAAAAUAUCUCCAGGGAGAAAAGUACAUUUCUAUAUCAUCUGUGUAUCCGGUUGUAAAAGGCUUAUGUGGGAAAUACAGCGAAAUAGAUGCUGCCGAUGACAUUUUUGAGAAGAAUUUCAAACUAUCCAUGCAUACGUCUCUCCAAACAAGAUUUGCCGAAGUGCUGAAUUUUAAUACCGAAACACCAAAUCUUUUUCACAAGUCCACACUUAUGGAUCCCCAUCACAAGGGAAAAUAUUUUACCCACCAAAAUAAAGUUAUGGUCAGAAAUGCGAUAAUAGAAGACAUGGGAGAAGCUCGGGCUGCCCGGCCAAUUGUUGAAUGUCAACAAUCCGAUAUAGCCUCAACCUCCACUUCAGCAUUAUCAAACCUAGACACAAUAUUGGCAUAUGGAAAACCAAGAGACAGUGACUCACCUCAUAGCAGCGAAGAUGAGCAGGGUGGAUGUACCUUAGAGAUGGAGUGGUACAACAAACAAAAGUGCCCCGAGACCGAUACCAUAACAUGGUGGAAUGCAAAUAAAGCUAAUGCGCCUCUGCUAUACAAGUGUGUGAAGAAAUACAUGAUUACCCCAGCCACAUCUGCACCCGCAGAGCGAUCAUUUUCCAGUGCUGGAUUAACAUCUGCGGGCUUAAGAUCUCGAUUGACUGGCGAACAUGUUGAGCACCUUAACUUUCUGCACUGCAAUAUGGACAAAAUGUAACAUUUAUUCAUUAAUAUCUGAGAAUACUUUUUAUACUGAUUUUGCUGUUCUUGUUUCUUUUCAUUUUUACUUCAUACAAUCCUGUGUUAUACUGUAUGUAAUACACUAGUGUAUGUGUAUUUAGAUUUUUUUUUCACUGUGCUGCAUUUCUCUCACUGCUGUCAUGUUAAAAUAUGUGUCUUGUUAAUAAACCUUGUGUUUCUCAAUA
Styela clava is the source of this 2817-nucleotide messenger RNA. Its product is annotated as E3 SUMO-protein ligase ZBED1-like. The record is from RefSeq and is a predicted model, not a curated record. NCBI's taxonomy places the organism in Eukaryota, Metazoa, Chordata, Ascidiacea, Stolidobranchia, Styelidae. Gene Ontology annotation, molecular function: protein dimerization activity; DNA binding.